This is a messenger RNA of Nymphaea colorata (pocket water lily), 801 nucleotides long. RefSeq lists its product as uncharacterized. The transcript has a single exon. Lineage: Eukaryota; Viridiplantae; Streptophyta; Magnoliopsida; Nymphaeales; Nymphaeaceae. The record is from RefSeq and is a predicted model, not a curated record. Gene Ontology annotation, biological process: ribosome assembly; ribosomal large subunit biogenesis. Gene Ontology annotation, cellular component: preribosome, large subunit precursor; nucleolus; nucleus. The coding region runs from base 71 to 637 and encodes 188 amino acids. Gene Ontology annotation, molecular function: RNA binding.
GUGCCGACGAGAGCAAAGAGCCGAACCCUGCACUCUCUCUUUCUCUCUCUCUCUACGCGCCUGAGGAGAGAUGCGGCCUCUCGACGAGAAGGAGACCACCGUUGUCUUCGAGAAGCUGUUCAAGUUUGUGGGCAGCAACCUUAAAGACAUCGUCGAGCGCCGCUCAGCCGGUGACGGCCCCGGCGGCGAGGACGGUCGCUUUUGCUUCCGCCUCCACAAGAACCGCGUCUUGUACGCCGCCGAGCCCGUUGUCCGCCGCGCCACCAACGUCGCCCGUGACCGCCUUGUCAGCCUCGGCACCUGCAUCGGCAAGUUCACCAAGGGCGGGGACUUCCGCCUUACCAUCCAGUGCCUGGACCUCCUUGCCGCCCAUGCCAAGCACAAGGUCUGGCUCAAGCCUGCCGCGGAGAUGUCCUUCCUUUAUGGCAAUCACGUCCUUAAGGGCGGCGUCGGCCGGAUCUCCGAAAAUACCUCUGUCAAUGACGGCGUAGUCGUCUUAUCUAUGUCUGACAUCCCCCUCGGCUUUGGCGUCGCCGCCAAGUCGACGCAGGACUGCCGCAAGCUGGACCCUAACGGGAUCGUCGUCUUGCACCAGGCUGACAUCGGCGAGUAUUUGAGGAUGGAAGACGAGCUGUGAAGACCUUCCCUUUUCCCUCUUGAGUAUGGUGUUCUAGUUGGCCUCAUAUUGUAUGCGUUUGAUUUUUUUCUUUCCUCGGGGGAUUUUGUUACGGGAAGUUGGGCAUUGAGACGUUCGCUUUUAUUAUUCACUAAUUAUAGAAGGAAGUCUUAGUAAAAAGACAA